CUUCUGGCUUUCGAUCAUCUUUACACGACUAUACCGACAACACCAUAUCUUCGUUACAAGUACGACGAGCGCAUACCUAAAACAGUCACCAUGACUGAAACCUUAUUUUAUCGAGCGUCUGUUCAAGGAACUUGCUCGCUCUCCCAAGAAUCGACACCAAUUUGGCAUCAAUUCACCGGCGUACCACAGUACUGACAGCAUUCUCCCGGUAUCACCCAUACAGUGUCGCCUUUUCCCAAACAGGUAGAACAACGGCAGCCAGGUACCUAUGCAUGCCGAUUAGUGCUAGUGCGAUAGUACAGAGAAGUGGGAACGUCCGGACCGGCGAGAUCACCAUGAUCUUUUCGGGCAUUUCGACCAAAGCCAUCAUCUUCGUAAUAGCGACCUGGAGGUCUACGACAAAUAUUGGUCGCAUAUCAACUGAAAGGGACGGAUGCUGGCGUGUGAAAAAACCAGCAAUAGCGCAGUGGCUCGGACAUUGGAACAAACGCAGUUUCAUACGCGCUAUCGCUACCUUUUCAGCUUUACUAUCACGCAAUGGUAAUAACUCUGCAAGGUUCUUGAUAUCCAUAUAUCCUAAGAUUUGCAGGCUGGACAUGUCCGCUGCUCCCGUAGCUGCACCUAUCGCCUCGUUGAUGAGCGUAUACCAAUCGUGCUCGGGUGAACGAAAAGGCAGGAGGACAGUGACGCAAUUACUGCUAUCAUACAUUCUCCUGCGACGCAUCAAUCGAGUAGGCAGAAUUAGCGCGACCUGCACUGGCAACCAACAGCAGCGCGCUCUGGUCUUUGCGAUGCCAACGCUACGCACAGGGCUUGUUCCCAUCGGCCUUACUUGCCGACAUCCCUGUCAAUCGAAAUGUGGCAACUCUGCUCGUACAGCCGAUAUGCAGUCUACUUAUUUAUAUUGCGUCCUACCCCCACGGCUCACGUCUCGUGCACACAUGCGCCAAUCCGAUGGCCUCAGCGAACAGCCCCUCCCACGCUCAUGUUAGACAGCUGGCUGCUAGAUUUGACUCGGAUCCGUGCGACGUACCACUGUCAGACAUCGAACUGCUUGGACUCUGCCACGCUGUCAGAAUUCACCGCAAGAUAGCGGGUGAAACUGCGAUGCCAGAGCCCAGCUUGCACCGUCUAGUUAUGCUUUGCAACAUGUGCGACGCGAUAACUUUUACACAACAUCGGAUCUAUUCUGAACGCAAACCCACUUACAACAUUGCGAUGCGCACAACGUUGCUUAAUAGAGUAGGGUCGAGAACUUCU
Molecule: messenger RNA, 1260 nt
Organism: Periconia digitata
Lineage: Eukaryota; Fungi; Ascomycota; Dothideomycetes; Pleosporales; Periconiaceae
Source: the annotation of a GenBank genome assembly